GAGUCAUUGUAGGAAGGCACGACAAUCACGGAAGUCCUUGCUGUAAUUCCUUUAACUGACAGGCCGAAGAACCAAUCGAGUUGUCGUAUUGACACGUUUCAGGUUGAGGAGGCGGGACUUAGCGUGGCUCUUGUGUGUUGGUUUGACGAAGCAAAUUCAUUUUUCGCUACUGUCAGUCGGAGUGAAGAUAAUCUGUAAAAAUGUCUAAUACGACUGGAAAAGACGGCGAUGGAGGAAGUGUUGCUAGUCACCACACAACCACAACAGACAGCACGGCAUGCAGACAGAAUUUAACAGAGACUGAUUAUUACAAAAGCACAUUAUCUUUGGAUCCUGCAGAGGAGUACAAGAUGAACAAUAAACGGCGAGGGCUGGCACUCAUUUUUAAUCAAGAGCACUUCUUCUGGCGUCUGGGUAUGCCCACCAGACAUGGAACCAAUGCUGACCGCUAUAAUUUAGAGAAAAGACUGACAGCACUGAACUUUGAAGUCAAGGCUUAUGAUAACUACAAACAGGUAGAAGUCUUGGACAAAAUCAGUGAAGCUGCAGAGGCCAAUCAUUCAGACGCAGACUGCUUUCUGCUCGUCUUCCUGAGCCACGGUGAACAAGAUCACGUUUACACGUACGAUGGCAAGAUCAGCAUUCAGGACAUUACAUCCUUGUUCAAAGGAGACAAGUGUAGAAGCCUUGUAGGAAAACCAAAGAUCUUUAUAUUACAGGCGUGUCGUGGUGAUAAGCAUGACGAUCCAGUGACGGCCUGUGAUGCUGUGGAUAGUGAGCUGAAGACAAAUGAGGUGGUGGUAGAUGCCAGUGCUGUUCACACACUCCCUGCUGGAGCUGACUUCAUCAUGUGCUACUCAGUGGCUGAAGGUUACUUUUCCCACCGAGAGACCAUCAAUGGCUCCUGGUACAUCCAGGAUCUGUGUGAGCUGCUGCAGAAGUACGGCGAUUCCUUGGAAUUCACAGAGUUACUCACACUUGUGAACAGGAAAGUGUCAAUGAGGAGUGUUGGAAACUCUAAUGACCGCAAUGCCAUUGGGAAGAAACAAGUGCCUUGCUUUGCUUCGAUGCUCACCAAGAAACUGUACUUCAGGUCAAAACAGUAACAGUUUCAAACCAAUGACAGGUUUGUUUCAUGUCAGUGCCUGUGAAUCAAUGUAGCUACAAUUAUUUCACUUGCCCUCUUAAAUACUGUGUAUGUAAAUACUCAUUGUAUUUACAUGUAUGUGCAUACAUACAGUUACAUUACAACUACAAUAAUAAGCUCAUGCAUUUUAUGCAUUAGAAAGAAACAAUCGUGUAGGUUACAAUGCUUGAGUUAAGGAAUAGGCAGUCAUUUCAUUACAGUUUUUUUCUUAAAGAACAAAUAUUCAUAUGACAGAUUAAAGUUGUCUGACCAGCAUUUUUUCUGCAUAAUCUUGUUACUUCUGUUGAUAUAAACACAGACAUUUUACCUGUCAUGAAAUACUUCCAAAUUACACCCCCAUAUUGAAAAGUCAAUACUGCCUAAGCUCAGACACUAAUACAGUCACGGAAAAAAAUGAUUAGACCACUCUUGUUUUCUUCAAUUUCUUGUUCAUUUUCAUGCCUGGUACAACUAAAGGUACAUUUGUUUGGACAAAUACAAUGAUAACAAGAAAAAUAG
Molecule: messenger RNA, 1645 nt
Organism: Sphaeramia orbicularis (orbiculate cardinalfish)
Lineage: Eukaryota; Metazoa; Chordata; Actinopteri; Kurtiformes; Apogonidae
Product: caspase-6-like
Exons: 8
Coding region: 201-1106 (301 amino acids)
Biological process (GO): proteolysis; positive regulation of neuron apoptotic process; apoptotic process
Cellular component (GO): cytoplasm
Molecular function (GO): cysteine-type endopeptidase activity
Source: RefSeq, a predicted model, not a curated record